Cryptotermes secundus is the source of this 4794-nucleotide messenger RNA. RefSeq lists its product as uncharacterized. Gene Ontology annotation, cellular component: membrane. Bases 90 to 4082 code for a protein of 1330 amino acids. The record is from RefSeq and is a predicted model, not a curated record. Gene Ontology annotation, biological process: sodium ion transmembrane transport. The transcript has 15 exons. Lineage: Eukaryota; Metazoa; Arthropoda; Insecta; Blattodea; Kalotermitidae.
CCUCAGCUCGUGUGUGACGUGCUGCCAGUUGCAGUGUUGUUUUAGGCGUCGAAGGUGUGAAUGUUUGCUGAGCGAACCGAUUGGAGGCGAUGGAGGCGGCGUCAGCAGGCGCAGAGGACAGCCCCCACACAGCGGAAGGCUUCUUCCUUCACGAUGAAGAGAGACUGGUUCAGUUGGCAAGCCUGCUGGCAGAGGACCUGAACCGGUGCUGCCGCGUCAACUUGGGAUUCGAGGACGACUGGUGCCUCCUGGACGAGAAGUCACUUCCCUCCGCAGAACCGAGUCCUGCGGACAGACUGGGGUCCCCUGGAGAACCAAGUCCCGCAGACAUAUUGGAGUCUCCUGCAGAAUCGAGUCCCGCAGACAGACUGAGGUCUCCUGCAGAAUCGAGUCCCGCAGACAGACUGGGGUCUUCUGCAGAACCGAGUCCCACAGACAGACUGGGGUCUUCUGCAAAACCGAGUCCCACAGACAGACUGGGGUCUUCUGCAGAACCGAGUCCCACAGACAGACUGGGGUCUCCUGCAGAACUGAGUCCCGCAGACAGGCCGAGGUCUCGUGCAGAACCGAGUCCCGCAGACAGACUGGGGUCUCCUGCAGAAGUGAGUCCCGCAGACAGUCCACUCAUCCCUGGAGAACUGAAUCACGCUGCUGGAGGAUGGUACCCUGGAGAACUACGUCACGCGGAUAGACCACUCAUUCCUGCGGACUGGAGUCACGCUGAUACUCCACUUUCUUCUGCGGAACUGAGUCACCCUAGCAGACAGUUGCUGCUUGUAGGAUUGGACCGCGAUGAUACGCCGCUUACCUUAACGGAGCUGAGUCAUGAUGUGCCGUCUGUAGAACUGAGAAACCCAAACGGACUAUUCUCCCCUGCAGAACUGAGUCGCGCUGACAUGCCUCUGCCCUCUGCAGAAUAUAGUGAUGCUGAUAGAUCAGUCCCUUUCGAAGAACCCAGUCCCGCUGACAGGCCAGUGGCUUCCGAAGAACUGAGUCACGCUGACAUGCUACUGCCCUCUGCAGAACUCAGUCCCUUUGACAGGCCCCAUUCUGCUGCAGAACUGAGACAAGCUAACAGACCACUCUUCUUAGAAGAAACCAGUCCCGCUGACAGGCCACAUUCUGCUGCAGAACUUACGCACUGUGGCGCUGCUCCGGAACCGCCUGCUGUUGACGGCAGCAGGGAAUCAAGCGAGGAGAUCGACUGGAGCUGGCUGGCAACACUGGAAGCACGCGCCAGUGACCUGCGCACGCGCCAUGACGAGUCACCGCGACCGCACAGCGCCUGGCUACGGGCGUCCAUGCGUCGCGUACGGCCCUUCCGCCUAUCUGACCCUCCAGGAGGGUCCCUCGACAAUCCUAGCACCCGUCUGGGACCCCUUGCCACACCCGAUACCGUCCUCGACAUCCUGGCCAACAACAACCGCCGCCCGAGCUCCGCCCCCGGAGGCGGUGGUUCGCGCGUGAGACGAGACUUCCCCCGGCGGUACAGUAGCUACACUGCUACCAUCCUGAACGGCAGUGCCGCCAACCUGACACAAGCUACCGAGCCCGUCGCUGUGGCGACCCCCAGCUCAGACGAGGAGGACCUCUCUAGUGCCAGUGAAGGGGCGCGGACUUCUGGGGCCGAACAGGGUACCGACAGUGGCGCCGAGACGGUGAGCAUCGGCACGAGCACCAGGCAGAACAGUGAGCCUGAGAUGCAGAGCACCCCACUGGGAACCUGGCCCCACAGCUUGAGCUCUAUGCUGGCCACGCUGGGCUGCACCCUUGGGCUCUUCAAUAUCAGCCGCUUUGCCAUUCUCAGCAUUCACUUCGGAGCCACCUUCAUUGUUCAGUUUCUCUUGCUCACAAUGGUGAUUGGGAUCCCGCUGUUCACCCUGCACACCUGCCUUGGUCAGUGCCUUGCUGCUGGUGUCAUGGACAUGUGGCGCAUAUCUCCCAUCUUCCAGGGUAUUGGCGUUGCUCUGCUGGUAUCGCAGGCGCUCAUUGGUAUCUACAGUAUUGUUGGGGUGUCCUGGAUGUUCAUCUACUUUAGGGACUCCUUCAUCACAAAGCAGGACAGCUAUCGGUGGGCUGAACCAUAUGAUUUAUACCGAGAAGGAGCUGAUAUGGUGAAGAAUAUAUCGUGGAAACUCGAAGAGACGGUACCAGAUUACUUCAAUAGUAUUGUCCUUCAGCGCCACAAUGUGGAGAUGCCUGAGAGCUCAUUUGGACAUGUCAAGUUCCAGGUGGCAUUCAACCUGGCUGUCGUGUGGAUGAUUGUCUUUGUUUCCCUCAGCAAAGGCCUCAAGUCAUACGGGAAGGUUGUGUACGUGUUCUCACUGUUCCCCGUGUUCGGGACACUGGUACUGAGCACGAAGCUGUUGGGACUCACGCCUACCAACACGUCACACCAAGUGUUCCCACAGACUGUGUGGGAUGAAUUCUUCCUGAACACCAAGUGCUGGGUAGCUGCAACUGUGGAGGUCUUCUUCACAUGGGGGCUGCUUGGAGCGACAGCCAUGCAGAUCACGUCUCACAACAGACACAGGCAUCUCCUGAACCGUGACACCAGCCUUGUUGUUGUGCUGACUGUAGCCGUGCUCUUGCUCGCAGCAUUCCUCGCCAACACCUGCGUUGCCAUAUUGCACAGCCAUGGCUUUACGUACAUCCCUAGUUCCUUCGAGCACAUCUCAACAUAUGGGUUCCUGCAGCCGGAGUCAGAGCCACUGCCACCAGCACUGGCCAGCACGCCCGUCCGCUACAUGACCCACACAGUGCUAAUUGCCGGCAGCAGAGUCACCGUGCCUGGAAUUGACUCUCGCCAGCAGAGCGGGUACCAAGUUCUACGACUUGCAACAGAACUGGUGCCAUCCACUCUGGCACUGCUUGGUGCAGAUGGCAUAUCACCCUUCUGGGCUGUUCUCUUUUACUUUGUCCUCAUUUUGUUUGGCAUCGCACAGCAGCUGUGUAUCUGGCACUGUGUCAUCACAGGCAUCAUGGCUAUCAACACUGCUGCCCUCAAAUCCUGGGAGACCACAAUCACUUUCUUCAGUUGCGUCUGUGGCUUCAUUCUUGGCCUCCCCAUGACGACAGAGCUGGGGAUAUUCGUUGUGCACUUCCUGGACUACGCCAUUGGCAGCUCCUGGUGGCUCAUGGUGCUGUACCUGAUCGAGAUUUUGGUCGUGUUUGUGGUACGCGGUCGGCCAUACAGCGGUGAGACUGUGGUGGCAACUCUGUUCAGUCGCAGUGCUGGGUGUCUGCAUGCUUGGGCCGCACCACUGCUCGUCUUCACCUGGAAUGUCAUUCUUCCUAUCGCCCUUGUGGUGGUCUGCAUCAUGGUGUUCAAGAAUGGGCGGUUCCGGGACUUGUACAGUUGGCGCAGCCUCACUUACAACUACUGGCCUGUGUGGACACGUGAGGUGGGAUGCAUGCUACAAAUUCUGCCCAUCUUACUUGUUCCAUUGGGUUGCAUCGUGCAGACUUGCCGAUACCUGUCCAGUGGGCCUCCUGACAUCUUGGAUCGCAUCCAGCUGCUGUAUCGGCCAUCCAUGACCCGUCAAGACAUGACAGAGACCCCAAACUGUCCCACAAACUCAGCCACUUCAGUACCGGCAGUGACAACUACCACCGCUGUCACUCCUACACCAGAAGCCACCGUGUCAGCAUUUGAGGACCCUCCACCGAAGUAUACGCCACCCCCAUCAUACACUACAGCCACUGGAGCAAGGAUUGCCAAACUUUUACGGCAGAGUUUCCGUCGAAGCAUGCGUCGUCUGGCAAGUGCACUGGGAGACAACAGUACCCUGCCCCCUCCACCUGACUACAGUGCAGUCCUUGUGGAGAUGAAUAGGACAAUACAGGAACAUGAUGAACAGUUGCCAGAGCCGUCUUCUGCCCUUUCGGCGCACAUGUCCACAAUGACUGCAGCUAACGUAGCACAUAUCCUUAGGAGCAGCCUUCGACGUUCUGCCCCACACAACAGGGACAUCGAAGGCUUGGUGGACAGAGCUGCCCCUGUUCAUCAUGAUAUGAUGGUCCCCUCCAUAAGACCAGAGACAGACUCAAAACCUGAAGCUGAGAGCACAUCUGUGAUAUGAAUUGUUUGGCAUCACUGCUGAUCCAAUAUCCAUCCAUCUUGUUCCCACUGCAUCGAAUAUUUUUGUAAAAUAGCUUCUCACAUGGUAUGUGGAUGCACAAUAAUACAUAUUAUGGACAAUCUUUGAGGCCUCUAUUUUUAAGGCCAAGAAUAUAACUAAAGUAAAGUUUUCCCUCUGCUUAAUUCAGCAACAUGUCAUGAAGGCAUAUGGGGUCACAGAGGUACAGCUUUACGAUGUUCACACAACUGCAUGCACUGGCUUCUUUCCACCAAGGGAAGGAUGUCUGUAUACUGAUUCGACAGGAGGCUGGGUGGGUGAGCCUCAGAGCCAGUCUGGAUGCAGAAACAGAAAAAUAUCCACUUUGGGAAUUGUAGCUCAGUCAUCCAACCCAUUAGCCCCAUACUGCAAAAAAUAAAGUUUAUUUCAUGCAUGAAAUUAAAUGUUGCAUUCUUACAGUAUUCAUUUAUAAAAAGAAUACAGAUAAUAAAGAAUAAAGAUACAGAGUGAGUAAAUUCCAUUCCGUCCAAGUAUGGGUCUGCUGUGUUAGAAAGGGACAUGCAGAUCUCACAGAUGGCCUUUUUGUUAAUGUACUUCACAUCGAGACAUCACAACGAACCAUACCAAAGCGUACUAUUUAAGUGUGUUUGUACCAUGUUUGUGUGUGUGUGUGUGUGUGUAUGCAAAAGGCAAUAAAAGAAUAUCAAAUCAAAUG